Molecule: messenger RNA, 1285 nt
Organism: Erpetoichthys calabaricus (reedfish)
Lineage: Eukaryota; Metazoa; Chordata; Cladistia; Polypteriformes; Polypteridae
Product: AP-3 complex subunit sigma-1
Exons: 6
Coding region: 195-776 (193 amino acids)
Biological process (GO): intracellular protein transport; Golgi to vacuole transport
Cellular component (GO): AP-3 adaptor complex; membrane coat; intracellular membrane-bounded organelle
Source: RefSeq, a predicted model, not a curated record
GUAGCCGUACCGCGGAAAAUGAGGGUCUUGACGUGGAGAAUUUCCGCCUUGUGACUGCAGGCGAGAGAAUCCCAGCUGAUUUUCCAAUGGUGAUCGAUCAGUAAGAAGGAAGAUAAAGAAAAAGUAAUUUGCGAGUGCCAGUCAAACACAGACAGAGCCUAGCAGUAAGCCGUCUGUUGUUUAGUUGCAGCACCAUGAUUAAAGCUAUCCUCAUCUUCAAUAAUCACGGCAAACCCCGGCUCUCCAAAUUUUACGAACACUAUAGUGAAGAUACGCAACAGCAGAUAAUAAGAGAAACAUUUCAUUUAGUCUCAAAACGAGAUGAAAAUGUGUGCAAUUUUCUAGAAGGUGGAAUGUUGAUUGGUGGAUCAGACAACAAACUUAUCUACAGACAUUAUGCUACGUUAUAUUUUGUGUUCUGUGUGGAUUCUUCUGAAAGUGAGUUAGGCAUAUUGGAUCUUAUUCAGGUAUUUGUGGAAACAUUGGACAAAUGCUUUGAGAAUGUCUGCGAAUUGGACUUGAUCUUCCAUGUAGACAAGGUUCACAAUAUUCUGGCUGAGAUGGUAAUGGGGGGAAUGGUAUUAGAGACCAAUAUGAAUGAAAUUGUUACUCAGGUUGAAGCACAGAACAAAAUGGAAAAGUCAGAGGCCGGUCUAGCGGGUGCACCAGCUCGAGCUGUGUCAGCUGUAAAGAAUAUGAACCUACCAGAAAUUCCACGGAAUAUUAACAUUGGAGAUAUCAGCAUAAAAGUGCCAAAUCUGCCCUCUUUUAAAUAAUGUAGCUGCUCUCAAAACACUGGAGUUCUCAAAAUGUUUACGAUGAAAUUGUUUACCAAAUCAAAGAAUGGUUUUACUUUUGUUGUAAAAAAGAUGAAGGUACCAUAUUAUUAUUUAAUUAUUUCCUUUUACAAUGAUAUCAUUGAAUCCAAAUGUCUUUUUGUCUCUCUGAAUGAUUUUUUUUCUUUUUUCAUGAACUUCAUGUUUUGCUUAUUACAUUCCUCGGGCCUUCACAAGGUACAUGCCCUUAUUAUGGCUGCUGCAGUAUUUAAAAAAAAAAAAACAAACUAGUAUUUAAAAUUUCCAGCAACUUGUUAAAUCAGUAAUUCUUAUUUUUUUUCAGUGUUUAUGUAUUUUGUUUUUUCUCUGUAUUCCCCUUAGCAUUAUUUUGAUUUUCUUUUUUGACUGUUUAUUGAUUAACUGUUAGUGCAUGUGGGGAUUGUCUUGUUUUGUUUGUUUGUUUUUUUUGUUUUAAAAAAUAAAUAAUCAAAAGUUGUUAUUACCUUUAA